AUGCCUCCCAAGCUUAAGAACGCCGUUCUCUGCUUCUCGGGCACCUUCGAAGCACCAGUUGCCAACCUCCAAAAGUGGACUGAAGCCAACGGCGGCACCUUCGAUCGCAAACUCACCCCCUCUACCACUCAUCUUGUCGUCAGCGAAGCUAACUGGCGUGCUCGUGUUCCUGAAGUGAAGACUGCACUCGCGAACGGCACCAAGGUCAUCGACUACGAGUGGUUUGACGACAAACUGCGCGCCACUGGCCGUGUUACGGAGAACAAAUACCUCUGGACUUCCAUCGAUGCCGAGCGUCUGAAG
Messenger RNA from Aureobasidium namibiae CBS 147.97, 303 nucleotides. Its product is annotated as BRCT domain-containing protein. The record is from RefSeq and is a predicted model, not a curated record. The transcript has a single exon. NCBI's taxonomy places the organism in Eukaryota, Fungi, Ascomycota, Dothideomycetes, Dothideales, Saccotheciaceae. The annotation marks the transcript as partial.